CAAAAGAUGGUUUCAGAGAUCAAGGUUGAAGUCAUUCACAAGGAAACAAUUGAACCAUCCUAUCCAACUCCUCACCACCUUAAAAAAAUCAACCUCUCUGUUUUUGAUCAGUUUCAACCCGAAAUUUAUACCCCACUACUUCUCUUCUAUCCCAGUACUAGUGAUGAGGGCAAUAUUGAUCACAAAUCUUUGUUUGCUGAAAAAUCCAAGCUUCUAAAGAGAUCAUUAUCUGAGGCCCUCACUCAUUUUUACCCCUUUGCAGGGGAAUUCGUAUAUAAUGCCUCGAUCACCUGCAAUGACCACGGUGCUGCAUUUCUUGACGCGCAAGUCAACUGUCCCAUAUCAAAGAUUUUGGAGAAACCUGAUUUUGAGGUCCUAAAUCAAUUUCUUCCAACUGCUAUAGAAUCCAAACAAGCCGAAGCAGGGUAUAUUCUACUAGUUCAGGCCAGCUUGUUUGAAUGUGGUGGAUUGGCAAUUGGAGUCAGCAUUCUACAUAAGGUCGCCGAUGCCUCUACCCUCAGCGCAUUCAUCAAAAGAUGGGCUGCAAUUGCACUUGGCUCGGCAAGUACUACUGAUCAUGUAGAAUUUGGUGUUGCAUCUUCUCUUUUCCCUCCCCUGGAUUUCUUCAGCUCACCCCAGUUUUCAAUAAUACUUUCUAACAAAAACUGUAUAACAAAGAGAUUUGUAUUUGAUGCCUCAAAGAUUGCUGCUCUCAAAUCCAAGGCUGCCACCACAGUGCCAAACCCCACAAGGGUUGAAGUAGUGUCUGCGCUCAUUUGGAAAUGCAUAAUACAAGCAUCCAGAUCAAAGUUCGGUGUUAUAAAGCCAUCUAUGUGUUGGAAAAAGGGCUCACAUUAA
This is a messenger RNA of Prunus avium (sweet cherry), 858 nucleotides long. The record is from RefSeq and is a predicted model, not a curated record. NCBI's taxonomy places the organism in Eukaryota, Viridiplantae, Streptophyta, Magnoliopsida, Rosales, Rosaceae.